Ornithodoros turicata is the source of this 2845-nucleotide messenger RNA. RefSeq names its product dual oxidase maturation factor 2-like. The record is from RefSeq and is a predicted model, not a curated record. The coding region runs from base 871 to 2145 and encodes 424 amino acids. Gene Ontology annotation, cellular component: endoplasmic reticulum membrane. Gene Ontology annotation, biological process: protein transport. NCBI's taxonomy places the organism in Eukaryota, Metazoa, Arthropoda, Arachnida, Ixodida, Argasidae. The transcript is spliced from 9 exons.
GCCUAAUGUAUACCGACUGCGCUAGUGACGUUGUAUUACCUAUAGUGCGUUUCUAUGUAGUGCGAGACCUUAGUCGUUUAGUCUUUGUGAGUUUCUGUACGUCACGGGAUUAACGUGACAGGUAACAUCCGACACCAGCUAGUACAGCACGCCCGCGCCCACAUUUCCGUCACUCAACUAGAAAGCUCUCUCGUCUUUGCUUUGGCAUUGUGCUUCCUUCGGAGCACUCUGCUCCGACCGUCUUCUAUCGCUUCCUGGCCACAAGAACAGAGCCGACGUGGCACGCACGUACGUACGUAUACGUCCCGACCUCAUGGUGAUCUCCGACAACAACGCACGUUGUCGUCCACCACGGGCGACCCCACCUUACCGGCGCUCCGCUUUCGCCGUCGGCGACAGAGUAGGGCAACGGCGUGCAGCGCCGCCAGUAGAGGCCCGACCCAAAACUCGCUUUCAGUUUCACUUUCACUGCCAGGAAGUUGGAGGGUCGCACCAUGCGGAGCGGCGACGUCCGCUCGACGAUGGAGCGGACAGCGUGGAGCGAUGGAGCGUUGCAGAGACCGCGGUCCGACUGAGUAACGGCGGACGAGGAGGCCGCUGAAGGCCAGACGCGAGGUAAAACAAAUCUACGGCCCUUGACACGGAUACGCGGCUCUCUCGUUAUCGUGCGCGCCAGUCAACAGCUGAUCUGUGGUUGGGAUUCCUGCCGACGACGAAGGCGGUCUACUACCUCACUCCCUUGCGGCCUUGGGGUGGCCCUGUCGCCCCGAGAGCUAUUAGGCGCGGUCCUCGCUUACCGCGAGCAGUUCUCUCUUGUGCGGUGCUCUCCGGAGUGUGAUCAGGUGUGGUGGUGGUGGUGUUCACGAGACGAUGCUCAAAGGAUGGUUCGAUGCCUUCCGGACCGAUGGAGGUCCCACGCUCUACGACUAUUCUAAUAGGACUGCUGCCACUGAAGACAUACGGAAUAUCAUCAUCUAUAUCAGUUUUUCUACGUUGUUUGUGGCUUUUCUCAUAGUGUUCCCUGGCAUUCGCAAAGAGAGGUUAUCAACCUUCAUCAGCGUCACAAUUAGCCUACUAGUAGGAGCAGUCAUACUGAUCGCCAUCCAUGGCAACGACUGGCACGUGGCCUCAGCUCGAGUCUCUAGUCCGUACCGCGCCUUCUCUACAGAUCGGAUCUCAGCACAAGUCGGGGUCCACAUUGGGCUCAACAGCGUCAAUAUUACACUGCGGGCCACACCAACACAGAGCCACAGCGAGGAGAUCAACUUCAACGAACGGUUCAUGUGGUUUGGACGCUCCGCUGUUUCAGCGACACAAAUCAAGGAGGACUACAGAGCAGCCUUGGUGAAAGGGUUGCCUUUCCCUAUCCUCACCAUCGCCGAGUAUCUCAGUCAAGACUUGGAAGGCUUCUGCUGGGGUCGGAGGUACCGAGUAGCUGGAUACUACUCUUUCUUACUGCUCUGGACGGCGUUCGCGCUAUGGCUGUUGAUGAACAUCCUACUGUGUGCGGUGCCACGGUACGGAGCGUACACCAUGCAAAUAACUGGCGCUGUGAUGCUCUUCUCCGACGCCAUGUACAUGUUCUUGCUGCCGGCCAGCCCUCUUGUCAUACCUUUUCAAGGCGGCCUGCUACGCUUCACCUUCGGCUGGUGCUUCUGGGCAGUUCUUGUUGCAGGUGUGAUCGCAGUGUUGUGCGGCUUCGCAGUUGCCGUGGUGGACACGCUGUUCCCAAACAAGUUUUCCACCAUUCUACAAGUAGACUACGACACACCGUACCGGUAUUUCGUGGGGCAGGACCUCGGAGAUCGCAAGACUAGCACGAUAUCCAACAUUGGCUCGAAGCUGAGCCUGUGCCCUGACGGUUCGGACUGUCCGAAGGAAGCUCUGGCUGUGGCAAGCGGGAGCGUUGGAGGCAUCGACAACGCUGCCUUCGAUAACGACGACGAUGACGAUGGGAGCGUGGUAAUCGAUGGCAAGAGGGCGGUGUCCUUGCAGCAUUUCGGAAAGUAUGCUGCUAAGGAGCAACGGCGAAAAAGCAGCAACCAUCUACAACUGCCACCCAGAAGAAGCACGGGUUUCAGCUUCACGGUCAGUCCAUCCAACAAGGACGUCAACAUUGACCUUCAGUCGGCGGCAAUGUGGUGAUGCGGAUGCCGUGUAUUAUCAACUGAACUCCAGUCAUUUCAUUCCUGCGCAUGUCUGCCAGAUCGUUCAACCUUAUAUCGGGGCUACUUCCACCCGUAAAGAAAAGGAAACCGGAAGAAACUACUCGUGCUUUCAAGUUGAACGAGCAGGGCAGAUAAAUGGCGGCGUACAUCCCGGACAGUUCGACCAGAGCCCUCUAAAGUGCCAAAUACUAACUUGGCGUUAACUGUGCAAAACGACGUCCCAGUGGUGGAACUAAGUACGCCCGUGCUACAUACUCUUACUAUGCCCCGUUGUGAACUGGUUUAGGGACGCUUAACCUGAACACAGCUCCGGACAGUCUUCCUCUUUCGUUCCCUCUAGAACGUCUGCAGUAUAGAUGGACGCACUGUAGUCUGCGCGCGCCGUCGUCUGCAAGCUCUUCACAAUGCACAAAGGCCAUGUAAACCAGCUAGGGGCCUAAGGCUAGCGUUGAAUAUACAGGACUUCACAGUACAGUACUCUGAUCCAUGCACCAGUCUUCAAGAGAAGUAUUUCACCAUCUCUGAUGCAGAACCAUCGAAGCAGUCGCAAUGCAGAAUAUUUGUGCCCGUCCCUUGCAAGUGGUGGCCUCAGCAGUGGGGACACCACAAAGGUGACCCAGUCUAAUCCUACUGUACUUUGCCACAUUUUCAAAUCACCAAAAAUCGCCUAAACAACA